This is a messenger RNA of Spodoptera littoralis (African cotton leafworm), 1692 nucleotides long. The record is from the annotation of a GenBank genome assembly. NCBI's taxonomy places the organism in Eukaryota, Metazoa, Arthropoda, Insecta, Lepidoptera, Noctuidae.
AUGAUGAAAAAAGAGAAACCCGAGCCAUAUCUUACUUCAACAGAAAAAUUACAAUACUUUUUGAUUGCACAUUGGCGAGGUGUUGUAAUUGUAUUCACACCAGCAUUUUUCACGUUUGUACUGUUCCCAGGUCCUACAACGAAAUAUCAAUGGACCGGUUAUACGUUGCUCGUGAUGGCUGUUUACUGGGUAUCUGAAUGUAUUCCACUGGCGGUUACAUCAUUCCUACCGAUCGUGAUAUUCCCAUUGACGGACGUAAUGAAUACAAGAGAAUGCUGCACGGCUUAUAUGAACGACUCUGUGAUGAUGUUUAUAGGAAGCUUGAUUUUAGCCUAUUCUGUUGAACAAUCUGGCUUUCAUAAACGGCUGGCUUACUUCUCCAUACAACUUAUAGGUUACUCACAUCUAAAAUUACUUUUGGCUAUGUGUUGUGUCACAACCUUUGCUUCUAUGUGGAUUACCAAUACUGCAGCCACAACUAUGAUGGUUCCUAUCAAUUUUGCCAUAUUGAGAGUAUUUGAAGAACAAAAAGUAAUCAAAGUUUUUGACAAGAACUCUGACGGUGAACUGGUCGCAAGUGAUACUACUUGUUGCUAUUUUUGUGCAGCUACUUUUUCAGCAACUGUUGGUGGCAUUGGCACUUUAGUGGGUACAGGAACAAAUUUAGUGUUCAAAGGACUAUUUAUGCAAUCGUAUCAAGAGGCUCCAGAGUAUUUGUCGUUCCCGAAAUUUUCGAUGUUUGCUGUUCCAUAUAUGAUUGUGUUAGAAUCAUUGGUUUAUAUAUACAUGAUUGUCUCGUAUUUCGGAUUCUUAAGGCCGGGUAGUGAAGCACAAAAAAAAUCAAUAAUACCAUUAGUCGCACAAAAUGCUGCAAAGGCUUCUAUUCAAGCCGAUGUUAAAAAAAGAGGUUCAAUAUCUUACUGGGAGGGGAUGGUUUGUUUUUUGUUCGGUGGUGCCAUGAUAUCAUUCUUCUCCCGUUCACCACAACUCUUUAUAGGUUGGGGCGACAUGAUUAAUGAAUACUUUGGGAUCAAGGAUCCAAAAUUCAUUCGUGAUUCUGCUCUAGCUAUGUUCGUUGGGUUUGCGAUGUUCCUUUUACCCCGAGACAAAAGCUUCUUUUCUAAUUUUACUGUGAAAUUCAAAGAAGAUAUGCCAAAAGGAAAAACACUAAGUGUGUUGGACUGGAGAUUGUUGAACACCCAAAUGCCAUUUGCCUUCAGUUUCUUGUUAGGUGGGGGAUUUGCACUAUCAAGUGCCGCCAAAUCUUCGGGUUUGAACGCUAAACUCGGAGAAUCAAUGCAGGUUUUGAAACCCUUGCCAAAUAUGCUAGUUCUUCUCAUUAUUGUUGUCGUUAUAGUUCUUGUAACCAACUUUGCUUCUAACGUGGCUGUGUGUAAUGUAUUUACACCAAUAGCCAUGCAACUGGCAAAAGAAAUUAAUCAAAACCCUUUGUGGUAUGCCAUUACUUCUGGAUUUUCUGCUUCCUUCUGCUUCAUGGUCCCUGUAGGGACUCCUGGGAACCUUAUAGCACAGAGUGCUGCAAAAAUUCCGACUGGAAAAAUGAUUGUUGCCGGAUCUGGGCCCACCCUUAGCACUAUGAUAGUAACAUGGAUAUGCAUGAACCUAUGGGCACCUAUCAUAUGGCCAGAUCUAAAAGAAAUGCCUGACUGGAUUGCCGCUGCAAAUAAAUAA